CCAGGAGCACAACUGAUAGGACAGGAGUGUUGCGUCCUGAUAGUUCCCUCACCCUGCACAUGAAGUAAACAUCUCAAGAAACCAAAACAAUAUCUUGGAUAUUAGAUUUUCAUCCUAUUCAGUAUUCUUCGUAUAGUUUAAAAGCACUUCUAAAUAAUGUCGGUUACUACAAAAAAGAAGCAUGUAGAACGUGAACUCUAUGAGGAUUUCAGCCUCCCAGAAGAACACCAGUCUAUAGUGAGAGUUGUUAGACCCCGAGGCAAUAACCUGCAUCAGGUUACAACAACUAAAGGAGAAGAAUUCUUGGCUUCUAUGCCCCAUAAAUUCCGGAAGCAUGUGUGGAUCAAGCGGGGAGACUAUGUGGUGACAGAACCAAUACCUGAAGGGAAUAAAGUACGUGCAGAGAUUGUCCGAAUUCUGAUGAAGGACCACAUUAGAUACAUUAUGCAAAAUAACAAAUGGCCUUCUGCAUUUGCCGAACAUUGUGAAGAAAAGAAAGAAGAAAUUUUCAGUGAUAGGCUUCAUGAACUUAAAGUGAAUGAAGAUAGUGAGAGUGACACUGAAACUGAUAAUCUUUUGAUGGAAAAUCCAAAUAGGCAUAGAGUGUGUCUGGUGGAAUCUGAUUCCAGUAAUUCUGAUAGUGAAGAGGACCAUGAAAACUCUCAUAAAGAGAAAGACUAAUUAAUGUUUCAAGCGAGACUUUUAACUUUGUAUUGAAAUAAUAAAAACCACUGCCUUAC
Molecule: messenger RNA, 740 nt
Organism: Homarus americanus (American lobster)
Lineage: Eukaryota; Metazoa; Arthropoda; Malacostraca; Decapoda; Nephropidae
Product: probable RNA-binding protein EIF1AD
Exons: 3
Coding region: 157-681 (174 amino acids)
Biological process (GO): translational initiation
Cellular component (GO): nucleus
Molecular function (GO): RNA binding; translation initiation factor activity
Source: RefSeq, a predicted model, not a curated record